AAUUAUGGGGAAGCACCACAUCUAAUCAAGGACCGAGUACGAGAUAGCACUCAUGAUGAAAAGAAUAAUCAGUUGGCCGGUGACCGCGGGACGAAGUGGACGUGUCGCACGCGUACAGUACUCUACACGCGCGUCCAUGGAUAACUACGAAAUCGUAGACUUCAGUUCUUUAAGUGAGACAGUGCAGAAUUUGAUAAGGCAGGCGGUUGAAAUACGGAAACGUGCUUACAUUCCAUACUCUAACUUCGCGGUGGGGUCCGCGGUCCUUACGGAGGAGGACUUGAAGGUGUAUACCGGGUGCAAUGUGGAGAAUAUGGCGCACAGCCCGAGCAUAUGCGCAGAGAGGGUCGCAGUGCCCAAAGCCGUCUGCGACGGGUACCUGAAGCUCAAGAUGAUCGCAGUCGUGGCCCAUCAAGAGACCAGCUUCACGGCGCCCUGUGGCGUUUGUAGACAAACGCUAAGUGAGUUCCGAGGUUCAAACGGUGACAUAGACGUUUACCUGAGCAAGCCAGUGAUGGACAAAGUAUUAGUCACGAAGCUGUCCAAACUUCUACCACUUUCCUUCGUGAGGUAUACCGAGGAUGGUGGUAAAUCAUAGUGAUAAUGUAUUUUUACACUGCAAAGUAUUACUGAAGCGCUCAAGGACUGAUUUGUUUUGUGAUGAUUCUGAAUGUAAAAUAAACUUAUCGUAUGUGUCAGUU
This is a messenger RNA of Pectinophora gossypiella (pink bollworm), 701 nucleotides long. Its product is annotated as cytidine deaminase-like. The record is from RefSeq and is a predicted model, not a curated record. NCBI's taxonomy places the organism in Eukaryota, Metazoa, Arthropoda, Insecta, Lepidoptera, Gelechiidae. The transcript has 2 exons. Gene Ontology annotation, molecular function: cytidine deaminase activity; zinc ion binding. The coding region runs from base 53 to 598 and encodes 181 amino acids. Gene Ontology annotation, cellular component: cytosol.